This is a messenger RNA of Dreissena polymorpha, 1781 nucleotides long. Its product is annotated as neuronal acetylcholine receptor subunit alpha-5-like. Gene Ontology annotation, biological process: chemical synaptic transmission; monoatomic ion transmembrane transport; regulation of membrane potential. The transcript is spliced from 5 exons. Bases 58 to 1203 code for a protein of 381 amino acids. Gene Ontology annotation, molecular function: neurotransmitter receptor activity; extracellular ligand-gated monoatomic ion channel activity; transmembrane signaling receptor activity. Gene Ontology annotation, cellular component: neuron projection; membrane; synapse. NCBI's taxonomy places the organism in Eukaryota, Metazoa, Mollusca, Bivalvia, Myida, Dreissenidae. The record is from RefSeq and is a predicted model, not a curated record.
UUUCGGAUUUAUGGGAUAGUGUUUUCAAACGUACAAUGCGUUUUAGCACGCUUUUUGAUGUUACAGUGGAGUUUGAUAACGUGUUAUGUGGCAUCACAGACAGCCGAGGACGUCAAAAACCUCACCAUGACGUUGUUCAAAACAGCUGGAUAUAGCAAAACCGUUCGCCCGUUAAAAAACCAGAGCCAUGUGGUUGUGGUUCAAACAGAUUUGGUUCUUAAUUCUAUAAUUGAUUUCAAUGAGCAAGAAGAAAAUAUGAAGAUCAGUGGAUUCCUAUCCAUUGAUUGGACCGAUGAAUUCCUUCAGUGGAACCCAGAAGACUACGGUGGGAUUGACGUUCUUGAAUUGCCACAAAAUGACGUCUGGCGACCAGACGUUGCACUGCAUAACUCCUUUCGGACAUUUUCCGGUCUUGGAUCCAGUAAUUUGUUGCUGAGAGUUCAUUAUGAUGGUCUGGUUGUGUGGUCACCUUACCAGAUUCUGGAGGCAACGUGUGACGUAGACAUCACAUAUUUCCCAUUCGAUACGCAGGAAUGUCCGUUCAAGUUUUCUGCAUGGAGCUACUUUGCCGAUGAAGUAGAAAUGGUUGAAGGACAGAAAGGCAUCUACCUAUACGCGUUUGAAGAAAAUUCAAGAUGGUCGCUGGAUUCCACUACUGUAGAGCCCAACACAAGUGCAGACUCUAUUGUUAUUUUUACAAUGACGCUGAAGCGGAAGUCAACAUUUUACGUGUUCUACAUACUCAUUCCCAUCGUUCUACUUUCGUUUUUAAACGUCCUCACAUUUGCACUUCCGGUAUCGUCGGGUGAGCGCGCUUCCUAUAACGUCACAGUGUUCCUGUCUUUGGCCGUGUUUCUCACGAUAGUAGCGUCUGAGAUUCCGAAGAACUCCAACACCAUCUCCAUCAUCUCAGUUUACAUUACGGCAAUGAUAGCAUUGAGCACUGCAACCGUAAUGACGUCACUGUUAGAAUCGCGACUGGCGUUCAGAGAUAAAUACACGCACUCAAUUGGCUCAGGAUAUAUGAAACUAUACCGCUUAGCUCGGAUCUGCCAGUGUAAAGGUGACGGAGACAGCCGUUUGGCAACUGAACUUGGAUGGGAUGACGUUGUUGCUGCAUUGGAUUAUUUCUUGUUUUGGUUGUUUUUUGUGCUGACCUUUUUAGCAACUGCAGUUCUGUUCAUUUUGGCGAUCAACGGGUAAAGUGUGUAAUGCAAUGCAAAUUAUAAAAUCACGGCCAACGACAUUCAAAGGGGUGUGAUUGAUUUUUUACGCAAUUUCAUACAGAUGCAACUCGAAUAAAAAGGGAAAAAAAACGUUUAAUGGUUUAUAUUCUGUUAAAAACUGGAACUACCCGAGGUUAAUAUGAUAACAUACUGUGUUGUUACAUAGCACGAAUUCCAUCUGGGAUUUCAGUCCAUGUUUGUCCAAUAUGAACGUCGAGACACGUAAGCUGCCCCAAAAGAAUAGAAACUUUAUCAUAGCAGGAUGUUUUCUAUUCGGAGCAAGAAUUUAAUUGUCAAGCAAUUUGACACAUGUACUUGAUAUUACAAAGACAAUUUAUCAGGAAAAAUUAACAUCAGUACCAUUGAUCAAGCAGUAUUUUGAUAAAUGAUAAAGUAUUUUAUUAGCUUCCGAAAACAACCGGUGUUAUUUUGGCAACUGAACUUGGAUGGGAAGACGUUGUUGCUGCAUUGGACUAUUUCUUGUUUUGGGUAUUUUUUGUGCUUAACCUUUUAGCAACUGCAGUUCUGUUUUUUCAUAUGAGCCUCGGUCUGUGA